Messenger RNA from Vidua chalybeata, 5928 nucleotides. It is a transcript of the gene CAPN7, whose product is annotated as calpain 7. The transcript is spliced from 21 exons. The record is from RefSeq and is a predicted model, not a curated record. Gene Ontology annotation, biological process: proteolysis. Lineage: Eukaryota; Metazoa; Chordata; Aves; Passeriformes; Viduidae. Bases 64 to 2505 code for a protein of 813 amino acids. Gene Ontology annotation, molecular function: calcium-dependent cysteine-type endopeptidase activity.
GAGACAGGGUGGGCUUCGACGGGAGCUGUCGCUGCUGCCGCCGGCACCGGGAGGGCGCUGGCCAUGGACGCCACCACGCUGGAGCUGGACGCGGUGAAGUUCGCGAAGCUGGCGGUGCAGCGGGACCAGAGCGGGCGCUACCAGGAAGCGGUCUUCUACUACAAGGAAGCUGCACAAGCCUUGAUUUAUGCUGGGAUGGCUGGGUCCAACUUGGAAAAUAUUCAAGAAAAAAUAAAUGAGUACUUGGAGAGAGUUCAAGCUCUCCAUUCAGCAGUUCAAUCACAGAAGACAGACCCUCUGAAGUCAAAACAACAGUUGGACUUGGAGCGUGCUCACUUCCUAGUUACACAGGCUUUUGAUGAAGAUGAUAAAGGCAAUGCAGAAGAAGCUAUAGAGUUGUACACAGAAGCGGUGGAACUCUGUUUGAAAACAGCUACUGAAACCUCAGAAACAGGCCUCCAGUCCAAACUGAAACAACUGGCUCGGCAAGCACUGGAUAGAGCAGAAGCACUGAAGGAAUCUAUGUCAAAGUCAUCACAGAAAGAAAAGUCAACUGCAGCCAAACCGAAUCAGCCAGUCAGAACGUUCUUUCCAUUGGGACCUGAUUUUUCUUUAAAUGAUAAACCACAGACAAUCAGAGCAGUACAAGCUAGUGAAUCUCAAGGUCAGAGAUACACUGCAGAGGAGAUUGAAGUACUCAGGAAGACUUCAAAGAUUAAUGGCAUUGAAUAUGUACCUUUCAUGAGUGUUGAUCUGAGGGAACGUUUUGCCUUCCCUAUGCCUUUUUCUGAUAAGUGUGGGAAGCUACCAUUAUCCCCCAAACAGAAAGCAAUGUUUGCCAAGUGGGUGCGACCAGAUGACAUAACAAAUAACCCUACGAUGAUCUAUACUGUAUCAAGUUUCAGCAUAAAGCAGACAAUAGUGUCAGAUUGUUCUUUCGUGGCAUCACUAGCUAUCAGUGCAGCAUAUGAAAGAAGAUACAACAAAAAAUUGAUCACGAGUAUAAUUUACCCUCAGAAUAAGAAAGGAGAACCAGAAUAUAAUCCAUGUGGUAAAUACAUGGUGAAGCUUCAUAUCAAUGGUGUUCCUAGAAAGGUAAUCAUAGAUGACCAGUUACCUGUUGAUCAUAGUGGGGAACUUCUCUGCUCUUAUUCCAAUAAUAAGAAUGAAUUAUGGGUGUCACUAAUAGAAAAAGCUUACAUGAAGGUCAUGGGAGGAUAUGAUUUUCCUGGAUCAAAUUCUAAUAUUGAUCUCCAUGCACUGACAGGUUGGAUACCUGAAAGAAUUGCUAUGCACUCUGACAAUCAAGCCUUCAAUAAAGAUAGCACUUUCAGAAUGCUUUAUCAGAGAUUUCACAAGGGAGAUGUCCUUAUCACAACAGCUACAGGGGUGAUGUCUGAAGAGGAAGGAGAGAAGUGGGGUUUAGUUCCAACCCAUGCAUAUGCAGUCUUGGAUAUAAGAGAAUAUAAGGGACUUCGAUUUCUUCAGCUAAAAAAUCCCUGGAGUCACUUACGCUGGAAGGGACGAUACAGUGAAAAUGACACAAGAAACUGGACCCCAGAUUUACAAAAAUACUUGAACUUUGAUCCCAGAACAGCUCAGAAAAUAGACAAUGGCAUUUUCUGGAUUUCCUGGGAGGACCUGUGCCAGUACUAUGAUGUUAUUUAUUUGAGUUGGAACCCAGGUCUUUUUAAAGAAUCUACAUGUAUUCACAGUACGUGGGAUGCAAAGCAGGGCCCGGUGAAGGAUGCCUACAGCCUGGCCAACAACCCUCAGUACAAGCUGGAGGUGCAGUGUCCACAGGGUGGUGCUGCCGUCUGGGUCCUGCUCAGCAGGCACAUCACUGACAAGGAUGACUUUGCACACAAUCGGGAAUUCAUUACAAUGGUUGUAUACAAGACUGAUGGCAAAAAAGUUUACUAUCCAGCUGAUCCUCCUCCUUAUAUUGAUGGUAUUCGGAUUAACAGUCCUCAUUAUCUGACCAAGAUAAAGCUGACCUCUCCAGGUUCCCAUACAUUCACCUUAGUGGUGUCCCAGUAUGAGAAACAAAACACCAUCCAUUACACCAUCAGGGUGUAUUCCUUAUGCAAGUUCACCUUUUCCAAGAUUCCUACACCUUACACCAUUUCCAAACGGGUUAAUGGACAGUGGAAAGGUCACAGUGCUGGAGGAUGUGGAAACUUCAGAGACACCUACAAAAAUAACCCCAUUUAUCAAUUCCAGCUAGACAAGAAUGGACCAUUGCUAAUUGAACUACGGGGGCCAAGGCAAUACAGCGUUGGUUUUGAACUUGUCACUGUCUCAACAGUGGGAGAUCCUGGUUCCUAUAGCUUUCAGAAAAAAAGCAGUGGUGACUACAGGUGUGGAUUUUGCUACUUGGAGGUGGAGAACACAUUUGCUGGAGUUUACAACAUUAUCCCCACGACAUUCUUGCCUCAACAAGAGGGGCCUUUUUUCUUAGAUUUUAACAGUACUACUCCUCUUAAGGUGUCACAGCUGCAGUGAGGAGACAGAACUGUGCAGUGCUGUUCAAGGGGAUGGUUUUGAUCUGUCCAACAGCCUGAGAACAGGUGAACCUUUACUACACAUGCACAAAAGAAAAUUACAUCCUGAGUUAUAGCAAAAUGCAUGGAAUCACAGAUUGCCAGUUUAUUGUGGCAGGGAGUUAGCUGUGGGUUUGCUGCUGUGGUCCAGGAGUGAGCACUGUUCAACAGGCUUGGGAAUAGGCUAAAAUGCAUAUAUUCAAAUGAACCAGCAGAACUCAAUUUAUUGCAGUUUUUCCACACUUUGAAUCAAAGUCUAGUGAGUUACAAGAAAAACUAGCAUUGAAAUUCUUAAAAGUAAACAUGUAAGAAAAAAAUAUUCUUGUGUAUUCUGCUUAUUCAGUCUCAGGACCAAAUAGCUUUUAUUACAUACUUGUGCUGCUAUCUAUAAUGUUUCAGCACUGAACUGGUUCUCACAUCUAAAUGUAAAUGUACUACUGCUGAGCCAAUAGUAUUCCAUGUGUCAUUUUAUCUGGAAUAUGUAUAUAGGAGUAAAGGAAAAGGAAGGUUCCAGCUUUAGCUAUUUCUAAAAGCAAAGCAAGUGCUUUGCUCAUGUUAUGUGUACCUUGAGAGCUGUUACUUCAUAUCUGUAUGACUUUAGUACAUAAUACAGAAUGAGGUUCUGUGGCUUUCUUCCUGCCAUCUGCCAGACCUAGGUUGAUCCUGAGGAGCAGGAAGGACAGGAGGUUAUCCAGCAGUAGUGAUCAGGCAGUGCAGCACAGCUUUCCAUGAGCAGUUGUGGAAGGUUUUCAUCUGAAGAUCCCCUGUAAGAUUCACUGUAUCUACAGAGAGAGGGUAGUCUCAGUUGCUGGUGCAGGGAGAUGGGGAACUGCCCAUCAUCAGCAACUCAGCAAAGAAAUGUUUUAUUUUCAUCACUUUUGUAAGUAUGCGUCAUGUAGGGAAGGAUCAUUUAAACCUCUCUCCCAAUACACCACAGCUUUAAGGAAUGCACUUGCUGAUUCCAUUAUGCAAGACAUCUUUGAAAAAAUACUUUUUUCCUUUUAAAUUGAAACCAGUGAAGGAAUUGAGCACAGGGCCAGUGUCAUCAAUAGAAGCAAGUAGUGGAGGUGGGAUUAAUGCAGAACAAGUUAUUUUUUUAGAAGACCCCCCCCACAUGUGUUCUUCCUCUAGAUCUGUAUAAAUUGUAUCUGAAAAGGAUUCAAGAUGAGAAGUUUUUAUUUAAUACCAACUGCCUCACAGAUCCUGAAAUAGAUUAAAUUUUGUCAUUUUUACAAAAUAUACAAUAUUUCACAGUUGGGGGAGAGGGUAUUUUUAAAACAGCCAUGGGAAUUUUGCUGCCAUUCACACUGGUUUGGCAGUUUUCCAAGCAAAAAGGUAGCAUUUGAAUCUUGCUUUAGAUUACAGGUGUCACUUGGCCAUUGGGAAACUGAACACACAUUCUACAGUAGCACCAGAAAUUGCUGUGGGCUAAAAUUAUUCCUACAAAAAUCUGCUAUUAGUCCUCUCCAGAAAGUAGUACCUUUUAUUCUGUUUCCUUCAUCAGACAGCUGCUAAACAAGUGUCUGGCACUGAAAGGGCAGGGAUAGUUCCUGCCUUGGAAAGCACAUGCCUUGCUGACUGCAGUUCUCUGAGACUAUCUGAGCUAGGGAAUUUGUGACAAGUUUGUCACAGAGUGACUUACCUUCUUUUGCAGGCAAGUUUUUGAUGUUUAGUGCAAUAAAUCAACAGAAGAAACAGCAUGGGUGCAAGCUGAGAAGAAACCAGAUUAGGUUCUCUGUGGUUAUGCUUGGCUUUUGGAGUAUGUGCCAAGGACUGCUUCAUCCCUAAAAUAUGAACAUUUCAUUCAGCUCCCAUUUUCCCUACAGAUUUCUGUUAAGUUUUUAGCUGAGGCUAAACCAGAGUAGCAGUGGAGUGCUCCAUGUGUCUUAUCACCUCUAAAGUUUGAGGUAGUCAGGAAGUAUGAACUGAGUAUCUUUUUGGCAGUACAAAAGGCAGAUGCCAGAAGUGCCAGUUUUCAGCACCAAUUUCUUGCACAUUCUCUGCUGUUUGAGAUCAAGCUGGUAGACUUGCCUACAGGAAAAUCUGUUGUUCUUCAGUAGUUGGUUUCUACUCGACAGGAAGGAGUUUUUCUUUCUCUUUCCCCCUGAGCACAAGUUAGUGCCAAAGCUUAUGCUGCAUGAAAUAAGCAGAAGGCUCAGCUUCCGUACUGUGCUGAACUUAAAGUGAACUGAACUGAAAAGUAAAAAAUGUACUCACUUUCCUAAUGCCAGGCAAAGACAUUAAGGCCAAAGGAUCCUGUCCCCACCAGGAUAUGCCAAUAUUUCUUACACCUUCAGAACAGUCAGUGGAUUGGGCUCACCCCCAUUAGUGCACAGGACUUAAGUUUACUGUCAAUCUUAUAUAUAUAUAUAUAUAUAUAAAGCAAAUUCUAUUCAAAUAUUGCAUCUGCAUAGGCUGCUAGAAUGCCAUCACUGUGCAUUUCCCUUCAGAUAUAGGACAGAACACUCAGGUGAAGUAUUUAAGAGGUACUACUAAAUAUCCAUAUGAAUUGCAGCCUAGGGAUUCUGGUUAUGGCAAAUUUAUUUUACAACAAAAUUUUCUUGCCCUUUUUUUCUUAAGAAAAAACAUUGAUGUAAGCAUUUAGGAUUUGCUUUAGUAUUUUCUGUCAAAUAUAUACUUUUAUAUAUUUUCCACAAGUAAGUCUGGAAAAACAAUUGCAAAGUGAACUGAUCCUUAAAUUUUAACACAGACUUAGACAACUAAGUUAAGCUUUUCUUUCCCCUGUACUGUUUAGCAUUUUUUGAGCCAUAUGACAGAGAACAUAGUUUGUUCUGUUAGGAAGACAGAGGUUAGCCCUUGGUUGAUCCAAUCUCUCAGUUCUCAAAGAUGCAGUGAGACAUAGUACCAUGGAUGAAUGCUAUCAACAGCUUCUAUCCCAACUGCCCCAGACCGUGAGUCUGAGUUCAGUCCUAGUCUCCUGCUGCAAGCUUCAUGUAACUCUUUUGUACAAUAAUUAUGCAUUUAACCACACAAUCUCUGCAGCCUUUGAACAGCCACCUAUUUAGAACUAAGUUUGUGUACAUACAGUAGAGGUUUUCAUCGCUUCAUCUAAAAGGACACUGAAAUUGUUUGAUAAUACCAAAGAGAAGUAGAACUCCUAGGUUAAUAUUUGCUUUAUACAUUCUCACAUCAGGGCAGAUGAAGCAAUCAUGUAUACUUUGAUACACCAGAGGCUUAUUUUUAUACCCAUGAAGGCAGCUACCAUCAAGUUACACUUCAGAAUCCAUGAAGAGCUUAAGUAAAAAGUAACUGGAGAAAGCUUGUUCAUUUGCUUGUACUACAUAGCAAUGUGUGUUCAUUUAAGUCUGUCAUAUUUAUAAUUAUGGCUUUUAUGAAGUUUAAAAUAAAAUGAGUUUUCCAUUAA